CUGCGUCGCCUCAGGGAGCCACUCUUGUUCCUCCGAGGAGGCCUCCUCCACACCCUGCUUCUUCCAGGAAGCCUCCCUGAUUUCCCCAGCCUGCCUGACCUCUGCCUCCCUGCUGUAGCUCCCUCGGACCCGUGAGACGUGAGAUUUGGUCCCGGGAGCGUGCCCCGCUGCCGACAGCGAUCUCCUGGCCGUCUGGCCUCCGCCGGCCUCGCUGUGGCUCCGCGGCCCGCGGUGCUCCCUGCCCUCCACCUUCUGUACUUUGACCUGCGGGAAGUUGCUGCCCUGGUGUCUGUGGAGUGACCUCGGGCCUCCCUCUUGUCUGCCCCCUCUGCACCUCCCACCUGCCGGUGUCCUCAAGUUCAGGCUUCAGUUUGUUCCCCAGAGCAGAAUUUGGAUUUUCCUCAGGAACUAAGCUGUGGAAUCCGGGCCUCAGCGGCCUCUGCUCAUUCUGCAGGGGGGACUGUGGUCUGGGGCAUGCAAACAAGGGCAGCGAGACACCGGGACCAAAGGCUGAGACGCCCUGGAGAAAGGACAGCGGAGAGACAGGAGAGAUGAGCUGAUUAAAAUGGGCAAGAGCAGGAUGUGAGCAGAAUCAUCCAAGCCCUAAAUGAAUGCCUUGCUGCCCUUCCUCGGCAGCUGCUCCAGGAAGUCUGUGGCAUUGGAGUGUCAGGACAAAUGCAUGGAGUCAUGUUUUGGAAAACAGACCAAGGUUGUGAAUGGAGAGAGGGAAGAGUUUCUCCUGUGUUUGAGCCUGGAGCCGUGAGCCACCUGGUCACAUGGCAGGAUGGCCGGUGUAGCAGCGGGUUCCUAGCUUCUUUGCCCCAGCCAGAGUCCCAUCUCAGUGUGGCCUCAGGAUUUGGCUGUGCAACCAUCUUCUGGCUUUUGAAGAAUAGCCCAGAGUUGCUGAAGUCCUACGAUGCUGCUGGCACCAUCCAUGACUAUGUGGUUGCCAUGCUGUGUGGCUUGCCAAGAUCCCUGAUGUGCGACCAGAAUGCUGCUAGCUGGGGAUAUUUCAACACUCAGAGCCAAAGCUGGAACUUAGAGAUAUUGAGGGCCUCAGGCUUUCCUGUCCACCUGCUCCCAGACAUCGCUGAGGCCGGCAGUGUGGCAGGCAGAACUUCCCGUGCCUGGUUUGAAAUCCCAGAGGGGACACCGGUGGGCGUGGCCUUGGGUGAUUUACAGGCCUCCGUGUAUUCCUGUAUGGCCAAAAGGACAGAUGCAGUUCUCAACAUCAGCACCUCAGUUCAGUUGGCAACCUCCAUGCCUUCUGGAUUCCAGCCGGCGCAGACUCCAGACCCUGCAGCUCCUGUCACCUACUUCCCAUACUUUGACAGGACCUACCUGGCAGUGGCAGCAUCACUCAAUGGGGGCAACGUGCUGGCCACGUUUGUCCACAUGCUGGUACAGUGGAUGAUGGAUCUAGGUCUAGAAGUUGAAGAAUCCACUGUGUAUUCACGCAUGAUCCAGGCAGCUGCACAGCAGAGAGACACCUGCCUAACUAUCACUCCAACGGUGUUGGGGGAGAGGCACUUACCAGACCAGCUAGCCUCAGUGACCAGAAUCUCUUCCUCUGAUCUCACCCUGGGGCAUGUGACCAGGGCCCUGUGCCGAGGCAUUGUCCAAAACCUGCACUCCAUGCUUCCAUUUCAACAGCUCAAGGAAUGGGGUGUGGAGCGGGUGAUUGGCAGUGGGAGUGCGCUGUCCAGGAAUGAGGUGUUGAAGCAGGAGGUGCAGAGGGCUUUUCCCUUCCCAGUGUCCUUUGGGCAGGAUGUGGACGCAGCUGUGGGGGCAGCACUGGUCAUGCUCCAGAAAAAUCUUAACCAGAGGGAGUCUUAGUGCAUUCUUUGGCCAAAGGACUGUUGGAAAUUUUAUCUAAUUCACAUUCCUGACAUGACGUUUGGCUCAUCCUCUUCCUGGACAGUUUUGUGGGCAGCUUUUAAGCAAAGCUUGUUUGACCAAGGCACCAUCUUGACCAAGAACCUACCUUCAGGGCAUACUCUAAUAAUGCAGCCAAGAGUCAUCAACUGGAUCCCAAAUCCGUGCUUUCCAAGAGACUCGCUUGGGAACCACUCACAAAUGUAAAUGUGGAAAAAAAGAGGGGAAAAAAAAGAAAAGGAACAGUAGCCCAGCAUCCUGGUCAGUAGGCUCCUCUGUGAUUCACCUGUAAACAAAGGGAAAAUAAAUGUGGACCUUAGACACCAAAAAGUCUAGUGGCUCUGGGCUCCAAGUAAGAAGAGAAGACACCCCCCCCCCCCUUCUGGCUUUUGGAAUGAUUGUCUUUUGGGACAUGAAGCCCAGACUUGCAUCACAGGCACUGUUGGAAAAGUCUUUGCCUACUGGAUUGUGUGUCCCUGAGGCCCCUCUCCCAUUCUUGUUUUCCCUUAGCUACAGCUGGCUAGCUGAUGCCAGGAGUGGCCCAAGAUAGUAAAACAGAGUGGCUGAGAUGAAGAGGCAAGGGUCUGUGCUGACCUCACCACAUGCUUCCCCUUCCAAGGAGAGCCUGCUGCAGUGGAGCUGCUCCAGAUCCUUCUUUUAUAUUAUUUUAAAAAAUAUUUUAUUCAUUUUUUUGAGACAGAAUGAGAGAUAGAAUACAAGUGGGAGAUAGGGGUGAGGGAGAGGGAGAAGCAGACUCCCCGCUGAGCAAGGAGCUUGACGUGGGACUCCAUCCCAGGACCCUGGGAUCAUGACCUGAGUUGAAGGCAGACACUUAACUGAGCCACCCAGAUAUCCCUGGAGCUGCUCCAGAUCCUUAACACAACUGGCUUGAAGGCACAGAACAGGGCAGGAAAGGUGGGUAGUGUGAUCAGCAAUGGGGAUAGAUGCCGCAUAGCUCUGCCAUUCAGAUACAUUUUUCUGAAGGGUCUGAUUAGGCAUUAAUUAGCAGGAUACUUUUUUUAGGCAUAUGUCUGGGCAGCAGUGUGUUUUUGCCACUGUACAUUCUUGGGAAGUCUUCCAAAGGAAGAGAUGUGGCUGGGCAUGUUCCUGUCAGAGAGGGUGGCCAAUUUAAUGAAAAAGAACCCCUCAUCUUGCAGGCACUAGCUUUUCUUUCUCUUAGUGAAGGCCUUGCUGGCCCACUAUGUAUUCCUGGCUUGCAGAAACAUCCCAUGGGAUUCAGCAUCCCUGCAGGGAUCCCAGAGCAUCUUUUUUCUUUUUUCUUUUUUAAAUUGACAUUCGAUUUCCCAACAUGUAGUAUAACACCCAGUGCUCAUCCCAUCAAGUGCCCUCCUCAUUGCCCAUCACCCAAGUUCAACAGUUACCCCAUCCCCCUGCAUAACUCCCCUUCCACAACCCUUUGUUCAUUUCCCAGUUAGGAGUCCCAUGGUUUGUCUCCCUCUCUAAUUUUUCCCACUCAUUUUCCCUCCUUUCCCUUAUAAUCCCUUUCACUAUUUCUUAUAUUCCACGUAUGUGUGAGACCAUGUGAUGAUUGUCCUUCUCCAAUUGACUUACUUCACUAAGAAUCAUACCCUCCAGUUCCAUCCAUGUUGAAGCAAAUGGUGGGUAUUCAUCCUCUCUAAUGGCUCAGUAAUAUUCCAUUGUAUAUAUAGACCACAUCUUCUUUAUUCAUCUGUUGAAGGACAUCAUGCCUGCUUCCACAGUUUGGCUAUUGUGGACAUUGCUGCUAUGAACAUUGGGAUGCAGGUGUCCUGGCAUUUGACUACAUCUGUAUCUUUGGGGUAAAUAUCCAGUAGUGCAGUUACUGGGUCGUAUGGUAGCUCUAUUUUUAACAAAUUGAGGAACCUCCACACAGUUUUCCAGAGUGGCUGUACUAGUUCACAUUCCCUCCAACAGAGCUAGAGGGUUCCCCCUUCUCCACAUCCUCUCCAACAUUUGUUGUUUCCUGUCUUGUUAAUUUUCAUUCUUACUGGUGUGAGGUGGCAUCUCAUUGUGGUUUUGAUUUGGAUUUCCUUAAUGGUACAUGAUAUGGAGCAUUUUAUCAUGUGUUUAUUGGCCAUGUGUAUGUCUUCUUUGGUGAAAUUUCUGUUCAUGUCUUCUGCCCAUUUCAGGAUUGGAUUUUUUUGUUUCUUGGCUGUUGAGUUUAAGAAGUUCUUUAUAGAUCUUGGGCACUAGCCCUUUAUCUGAUAUGUCAUUUGCAAAUAUCUUCUUCCAUUCUGUAGGUUGUCUUUGAGUUUUGUUGACUGUUUCUUUUGCUGUGCAAAAGCUUUUUAUCCUGAUAAAGUUCCAAUAAGGCAGGAAAAGAGAAAAAGUAUUGGAAAUUUUUAGUCUGGUAUAAAAAUGAGUUGUAAUGGAAAAAGGGAAAAAAGAAGGGGAAAAAAGGGACCCUCUAGUUGUAUAUACUAUUUUCCCUUGAUUUUCCCCUGGUCCUGGAGCUUUCCAGUGCUGCUUGGUCAAGAACUUGCUCUUCCCUUUUACUUCCAGGUAGUCUUCUGGGUCAGGGGCCUGCUGUGCUGAUUCUCAGGUGUGUGGGGCAGGGCAUCUCCGCCCCCCUGCCAGUGCAGGGCUCAGUGGGAGCUGUUUACCUCGGUGAGAGGCCCUUUGUUCCCGGCGGCCCCACCUCCCAGGCAUAAGGUGAAACAAGGAGGAACAACAACAAUGGCAACAGCGGCCAGAAUUCCAGCCCUGGAGUCAGCUCCCCACUAGUAACUAACGCAGUCUCCCAGUCCACACUGGCUUAGAUAUUCCCGGGGCAGUGCCGGGGCGCUGAUCUGCAUAGCUUGGAGGCGCCCGGGCCGCAGGAGAGUCCUCGCUGUUUUGUGUCCUCCUCGCUUCCGCCUGUGCCAGGGGGAGCACAGGAUUGCAGGCUGUGUCCGCUCAGCACCCUGGGAUCUGGGCCCUGUGCUCUGGAAACACGCUCCUGAGGUGGGCGGCUCCCAAAGGCAGCAGGGCACAGACACCUCCGUUGGGGAGCCUCCGCAUAACCGACUGGCUUCUCCCAAAUGCCCUUCCGCUGUGUGCUCCAGCACUUUAGGGAGAUCAGUCCACAGUUUGCAGUGAGAGUCGUGCCCCCCCCCCCCCCCCGCUCUUCCUUUAUUAGUGACUUUGGGAAUCUGGAGGCUUCACUGCACCUCCUGAGAUUCUGCCCGAUUUCCCCACUGAGCACUUUUCUGUCCGGGAAAACUCCAGCGUGGAUUUUUAAAGUUCCCACUUCUUCAGGGCUGGGCUUUCCUGUCCCGGAGGCUCUCACCACUCUGAGCUGGCCCGGCUACUCGUGGGGCCCCUCCCCCACUUAAGUUUUUUAUUUUUUCACCUUCUUACUUUGUUAGAAGCGAAAACUUUUCUCUCUGUAGCAUUCCAGCUGUUCUCUCUUUAAAUCUCAGGUCAAAUUCGUAGGUGUUCAGGAUGUUUAGAAAGUUUUCUAGGUAAGUUUGUGGGACCAGGUGAGUUGAGGACCCCUACUCUUCUGCCAUCUUGCCGAGAAGCUCUCCAGAAAACCGAUCUAGAACAUCUUAAACCUUCCUGUAGUUGGUAGGAAUGACUAUGGCAUGGCUUCCAGGAGAAAGCCAUUGUUGCUGUGUCUAGUUCAGAUUCCUAAGAGUGAUUCCCAAGACUCUGGCAGGCCUGACUCUGAGGCACCUGGGCAACUAUGAAUUUGGGAAGUAGUCAUGUCUCUUUGUAAGUCACUUUAUGAAUCAUGUGAUUGUCCAAAGCUCUUAGAUUAAUCCGCCUGGCCAUGCUUGUUAGAUUUCAGAAACUGAAGCUCAUUCUUCCAGAGCCUUGUUCCUUUCAUAAGACACUUGUCAGCUUUAGGAAUAUCAUAAAUUAUUGUAGUGUCCCAGAGAACGGAAGCUCUGUCAGCUUGGGUUCCAUGUUAGGGUAGUAUAGUGUAGAACCCUCACCAACAGAUGAGCAACAUGCAGUGUGACUGACAAAUAAACCUUUGAUAUUGGAAACCACUGACAUUUGGGGAUUGUUUGUUACCAUAGCAUAAUGUAGUAUAUCCUGACUACUACAGCCACAGCACAGACUACCUGAGAAGCCUCAGCUGCACCCAGCACAGAUACAGACAUUUAUUGGCACCCCCUAGGACCUGGGUGUUAUUUCAGGACAGUGAUGAGUUAUUGAAUUUCCAUCACUAGGGAAUGAAAUAAAUAGUAGGACAGAUUUAUGUAUGUGCAGAAGGAAGAACAAUUCAUUCUUUAUGUAAGUGACAUUGAGCUAAACCUUGGAGAGUUUCAGUCCAUCAAUACCAACAAUAAUGUUUUUUGAGUACCUGCUUUGUACUAGGAACUAAUCUAAACUCUUCUUGUUUGGACCUAUUUGAUCUUUAUGGUGACCCUAGAUGGUGGGUACUAUUAUCUUCAUUUCUCAGCUGAAGAAAACGAGACAUAAAAAAGUUAAGUAACUUACCUAAGAUCACAACUCUAAGAUUCAACCCCAGAGCCCACUUUCUUCAGCACUCUAGGCUGAGAGAGCAAAUGCAUUCAUUCACAUGAAAGACUGACAGGAGCAGAGUGUGAUGAAUUAUCUGGUAUAACUUCGUCAUAGGGCAUAUGAAAGGAUGUGAUGGGAUUUGUGACUGGAAGUGUUUGCCAAACUGUGAAGGGUCUUAGAUGCCAGAUGAAGGGGCUUGGACUUUCUCCUGUGGGCAUUGGAGAGGAGGGCAGGCUUCAUGGGUCCUAGGAGUAUAACUGCUGGCCAUAUAGACUCUAGAUUGGAGAAUGGGUAUUGCAGAAGGCAGAGGCCCAAUUGGAGGAGCCUAGAAGACAGUCUGUGAGAGAUGGUGGGCCCUAACCAAGCUGGGGGCAGAGCCUGCCACACAUAAUUCUUCCUUUGGCCCUUGACUAUGCCUAGACCAUAUAAUGUUUAUAUGGCUUUCAUGCUCUCAGUUUUUCUUCUCAGCUACACUGAAAGCUGCUUGAGGGAAGGGUUCCUCUUAAGGUGUUCUCUGCCUUGUCCUUCUCCUUAAUCUCAAGCUGAUGCCCAUGUUUGGAAUGCACUCCUCCCAGGGCAGAACAUUAUGCCUUGUCUGAGGCCCAGCUCAAAUACCGUCUGCCUGUUACAAAGUCUCCCUGGCGGCAUACUUGUCACUGGAUCAUCAAUAUAGCUGAUAUCCAGGACCCCAAUCAGUGUUUGCUGUUGGCAUGGCCUAUUGGUUCCUGGCUUGUGCUUGUCAUAGGGUGCCCCAGCCAGUAAAAUGUCAGAGAAAGCCUACUGUCUUCAUCCUCAUGCAUCCUGACCUCCUUGAGGGCAGAGACCAUCUUGCUCAUCCUGCUCACUUGCUGUGGGUUUGCUAGUGCUCAGUGGUCCUUCAGGAAAGAGGGCAGUUUGUACCUGACCUCUUGUCUCAGCUGCGGUUAGAUGGACAGAUCACAUCUUUGAAAUUGAGAGAUUCUUGAUUGACAGACACUCAGUGUGUGAGUCAUGAAACAUUAAGCAAAUCUUUUUUUUUUUUUCAUUAAAAAACAAUUAGUCACAACCUUGAGCUAAUGGCCGGAUAUAGCUCAACAGUCAGCAGAUGUGGUUCUCAUUUAAAAUAAUGAAGAUGAGAACCAUAAUCCCUCAUGCUUGCCUAGGGCUUUACCAGCUCACAGAGACCAUUCACACCCCGUGUCCUUAAUAAUCCCCAGAAAAGCCCAGUAAAGCAGGUAGGGCAGGUGCUCUCACCCAUUUUGUGGAUGAGAAGACAGACCCAGAGCUUCAGCUACCAACCCAAAUUUAUGCAGUGGGUGUCUGGCACAGCUGGGCCUCCCCUCCCACCUCCAUCCUCUGCCCAUGCUCCUGACCCUCGAUCUUUUCUCCCUCUUGUUCCCAGUUCCCACUCUGGGUCCCAGUUCUGCAUAGCAAGGGCUUGGCUCUCACUUUGAUGCUUUAUUCCUUCCUGGCUUAGGUGGCCAGCUCCAUUCACUUCUGGAGUGUGAUAACCCCUUUCACAGAGCCCUGCUCUUCAUGGAAACUGACUUAUAUGGGGACUUGGUGACAUGAAUGCACAGAUGAAAUGCAGAAAGGAAAGCAGUUUUCUUCCAGGGUGGCUGUUUGCCAUCUGGAUCUGGGAUCCCUGAAGCCAUUUAAAAUCUGGGAGGCAAGACACAAAAAUCCGGGAAGUUAAAUGUCAACAGAAGAUUUAGAAAGCUCAAGACAAGACUAGUAGAGUUGGUACUGUUCUUGAGUGGGUUACAGGCACUUGCAGUGGUGCCUUCACCACUUUCCCUGGGGCCGGAACUAGUGCUUCUUGGUUCCUACCUGGUUCCUCCCAGAAAUGUCAGGCUGACAGUUCCUGAUUUGGGUAAUCAGGCUUUUUCAGCACAUGAGAGUUUGCUGGUUUCUAGUUGUAUCAGAAAGUCUGGCUUCCAAUCCAAACCCAGAUGGAGGAAGAAAAUUAGGAUUCUAAUUGCCAGAGUCAAAGACUCAGUUGAAGUCCGUGUGCCCCCUGGUGGUAACACUGGGUGAACUGCAGCCGACUUGGCUCACCCACUUGCUCGCGGGGCCUCCAGCACUUCCUUCACUGCUUCUUGUCCCCAUCAGACCUGAGCUUGGAGUAAAUGCCCCCUCCCAGAAUUCAUCAUUAAAACAUGAUCUACUUACUAAGGGUUUUAAUGGGUACAUCAUUGCAUAGAUUCAAGAACAUCCUUGGAUUAUGGAAGCUGGGGUGGAAGGGGGCUCGGACGAACACCUUAUUGUACAUUAUGACCCAGAAAACUAUGCUGAUGGCAGCAGUGCUCAACCCCAAGGUCUUGUCUCUGCCACCAUUUCAUGAGUUUUAGUAGAACCACUCAGUGCUGCUUUUGCUCAGAAAAAACCUAUGCCAAUAAAUAUUUGCAGUGUGCUACUUUGGGCAAGGCAUGGAGCUAGGCUUAGAGAAGGAAAAUGGAUGGGGCAAGAGCAUUGUCACCCUGGAGCAUUAAAAUCUGUGAAAUUAGAAACAAACAUCAGAGAAGUUAAAGUUCGGUACAAGCUUUAGGAAGCCUCAGACAAGACUGGGAUGAUUGUCACUGUCCUUGGGUGGGUUACGUAGCCUGUCUAUAUUUCAUUUCCUAAUUUAUACAAUUAGAACAAAAAUAAAACUUUCCUCAUGAAACCUUGUGACAGUUUGAUGAGUUAAUGCCUAAAGUGCUUAGCCCAGAACAUGGCACGCUGCAUGGGCUUAAUAAGCAUCCACUGCUAUUAUUGUCAUUGUGAUCACAUGUGCCAGUUGCUAUAGGAAGGUAUAGUCUGAGAUUUCUGUAAUAUAGAGGUGGGUACUUUGGCUGGGCCCUUGGUGGGAGGCUUUUUGGAGGAGCUGGGAGUUGAGGGCUUAGAGUCUCAGCAUCCAUGGGUCUCACCUGCCACCUGGGCCUUAAAGAUGAGUUAAUGAGAUGCACAGCACAAACACGAACAGAAGGUGGGCAGGGGGAGAGCAUGGAGGCAGGCAGUUAGUGUGGCUGGGGAGGGGAUGUGUCUAGGUGGCAGGAAGGGCUGCACCACCCUGGGAGUGGAGAUGGGGGCUGUGGGCUCAGGGUGCCAGGCUGAGGGAUAAGGUUCAGUAAGGGUGCACAGUCCGGAGGAUAUUCCAGGAGUGGAGAUUGGGAGGUGGUGGGCCAGCGUGCUGGGCCAGGGAAGGGAGGCACUUCUGGUGUCUCAGGUGAGAGGAGGUAGCUGCCAGAUACAAAGAGGGAUAGAUAUGAGCCACAGAAAUGUAGCCUAGACAGUGAAGACAGAGAAGGAGAGGCUGGAGAUGACAAAGUAUGUCAGCCUUGAUGAGCACAAGAAAGUUGGUGCCUCUAUAGGCAGGAACAUUGACAGGAGGGAAUGUGGAGAGCAGAGGAGUCUUUCUUGGGAUGUUCUGAGUAGAAGGGGUUUGUGGUCUUCAUCUGGAGAUUCCAGGAGGUAGGGAUGGAGCCCGGUGGAGAGGGUAGGGCUGGACCCCUGGAUGAGGGGGGUCCCUGGCUUGUUGGAGGAGUGGGGGUCUCAGAGAGGGGUGGGAGGAUAUAAGGAUCAGCCCUGGGGAGUCCCCAUGUGUUGAGGAAAAGCUUUCAGGGAAGGAGGAGAAGGGCCACAAUUUCCCCAGUAGCCCUUACAGCAUGAAUGGUACCAUGCAGGCCCUGGGGAUGUGGUCAGCACCCAAUGCCUGUUACAAAGGGGACAUAUUUAGUGAUCUGUGUUGUCCUCAUUGGAGGCAGAAAUCACCUUGGAAGCUAAGGGGACAGUUUUGGUGGAGAGUGUAACCUUCCCCUUCUUGGAUUUGGUCUGUGUGCUGUCUCAGUGCCUUUCUCAGAUGUUUCCACUCAUGCCCCAGGGCUGCAACCGGCUGAGACCUGGCCCUGGCUGAAGCAGUAUGCGAGCCAGAGGCCAUCCCUAAGACAGCAUAGGCGUGUCAGUCUCCAUACUGAGGUGUUCCCUUCAGCACCUCUGGCCCACACAUGUGGUUAGAAGGAACAGUGACCCCAGAGAACUUGCAGGUUGAGGCAAUCACUGCUGGUGAGUUUCAAAUAUAUAUAUAACAGAUAGUUAUGUAUGAUUAAGGACGAAUUCCAUGAUCCAGCAAUCCCACUUUUGAGUAUAUGCCCCAAAGAAUUGAAAGCUGUGACCCAAAGAGGUAUUUGUACACCCAUGUUCAUAGCAGCAUAAUUCGUCCCAUAGUUAAAAGUUGGAAACAACUCAAGUAUCCAUUGACAGACGAAUGUCUAAAUAAAAUGCAUUAUAUACAUAUGAUGGAAUAUUAUUCAGCCUUAUAAAGGGAGGAAAUUCUGCAAUUUGCUAUGGAUGAAUCUUGAGCCUAUUAUGGUAAGUAAAAUAAGCCAGUCACAAAAAGAUAAAUACUGCAUGAAUCCACUUACGUGAUGGUCUUAAUAGUAUUCGAAUUCAUACACAGAAUGUAGAAUGGUUGCCAGGGGCUGGGGGAGGGGAACAAUGGGGAGUUAGUUUUUAAUGGGUAUAGAGUUUCAGCUUUGUAAGAUGACAACAGUUCUGGACAUGGGUCGUGGUGAUGGCUGUACAAUAUUAUGAAUGUAUUUAAUGCUACUGAAUUGUAUGCUUAAAAUGGUUAAAAUGGUAUUUUUCAUGUUAUAUGUAUUUACCAAAAUUUCAAAAAAAGGAAUGAAUUCCAAGAUUCAUUUUUAUUGAAACUAAAGUAUCACAGAUAAAAUGGCACACACAUAAAAAGAUGUUCAAGCAGGGGGCAUGGUAUGGCAUGUUGAGAUGGGGUUGGCCUUCAUGCCCAGACCAACAGCAUGACCUGGGCAAUCAGCUAAUUACAUAGAUGUCUCAUGUGUAAAAUGAAUAUGGCAAUCCCUGCCCUGCCACUGCCCGGGGCUGUUAUGUGGCAUGGGGGAGUGAGUUUGUGCAGUCUUUCUGUAUACUAUAAAAUGUCACACAAAAUCCA
Nyctereutes procyonoides (raccoon dog) is the source of this 11257-nucleotide messenger RNA. RefSeq names its product sedoheptulokinase (gene SHPK). Gene Ontology annotation, molecular function: sedoheptulokinase activity. The record is from RefSeq and is a predicted model, not a curated record. Gene Ontology annotation, cellular component: cytosol. The transcript is spliced from 7 exons. The coding region runs from base 676 to 1836 and encodes 386 amino acids. NCBI's taxonomy places the organism in Eukaryota, Metazoa, Chordata, Mammalia, Carnivora, Canidae. Gene Ontology annotation, biological process: carbohydrate metabolic process; cellular response to lipopolysaccharide.